Messenger RNA from Coregonus sp. 'balchen', 2294 nucleotides. NCBI's taxonomy places the organism in Eukaryota, Metazoa, Chordata, Actinopteri, Salmoniformes, Salmonidae. The record is from the annotation of a GenBank genome assembly.
AUGGAAUGGAGGAACUGGAAGGGCAAGGGAGGGGCAGAAGCCAAUGGGGGCGGAGUAAUGGCGUGCACAACAGGGAGGGCUAAUUGUGGCCCCCUAAUCCUUCCCUGGCCCCCACCUCCUCCUCCCGAGGGAGAGCUGCUGAGGGAGGCCAAGCAGGAGAUGACUCCAACCGGCUCUGGACGCUUCAAACGGACGUAAAGGGGACCAAGGAUCUAUCUGUAGGCCUAUUUACAGAGUACCUGCCUGGACAACACUGUGCUCACCUCUGAAGAUUCACCAAAGAAUGAGGAUUUGUCUCUUACCUUUCCUCUUUCCUGCCUUCUGAAGCACAUCAUUCAACAUGGGAGAAGUUCAAAAGGUAAUCCCACUUGCUACCUUCUGCUGAUCUUUGAGUUUGAUGGGAAUGCACAUCUUGAUGAGUCCUAAAGCGUGUUUCAGGGACAGAUUGUUUUCCCUUUUCAAUAAGAAGCUAACUGAUGAGUUGACACUCAGCUAAUAAACUACAUAGUAGUCCCUUACAAUCUUCCUAAUUGCUUUCUGUGUCUGUUUGUAAUAUCCUGUUCUAUCUCGUUUCUCUCAGGGGUUCUUUUCGGUCCUGCAGAAAUUAAAGGGAACCACAGAACAGGAACUUCGGAUAGUCCUCCUGGGUCUAGACAACGCUGGCAAGACAACACUGCUAAAACAGCUAUCAUCCGAGGAUGUCAACACCAUUACUCCCACACAGGUCAGAUCCGAUCCUGACCUGCUCUAAACUUACAUAAGCAGGCCAUGUAGUUUUGUAAUGACAACCCUGUGACACUUCCUUCCUCAGGUUGUUGCCCAAGGCUUCCACGUGAUGGCACUUACUCAAUGGAAGCAUUUCUUUACCUGCUGAUUCAAAAUCUGAUCUCUGAUCAUAUCAAUGUCUUAGAUGACUCUACCAGGGUCAGGUCACUCCAGGUCAAACGCUAGGGGGUUCUGGAAGUAGUAUCCUCCAAUGUGGACUUUAACACAUCGAAUAAGACGGUCAUGUGUCUCUAAAACACCACAGUAGUGAUGCUUGACUUGUUCUUCUUUAUACCAUGUUAUCUGGUAGCAAAGCAUCACAGCCGGUUGGUUUGUGCAGUCCCUCUGUCGCAGAAAAUAGCACAUUGACAAUGAUACAUUUAGCUAGACUAAGAAUAGAUGCUGAGACUUUAAUCCGGGGGUUGAAGAUUACUUAACCAUAAAGUCAGAGAGGGUGCGACACACAUCUUGUAAGGUCCAGGUAAGAAAUCGAGGGUCAAGGUUUAUGUCAUUGUACCUGUCUAUCUGGUCAUGUCAGGAUUUGUUUCUAAUAAAAUAACAUUAUAAAUAAAUGCUUAUUUAGAGCCACUAGUAACAGAUUAAGGCUGUGUUCUGCUAAACUGUGUUACCUCAAUGAAUUCUGCUUCUCCAUUGAUCCAAAAGGGCUUCAACAUUAAGAGUCUCACAUCUCACGGAAUGAAACUGAAUGUGUGGGACAUCGGAGGACAGAGGAAGAUCCGGCCCUUCUGGAAGAAAUAUCUGGAAAACACAGAUUUGUUGGUGUGUAAAUUAUGUUUGCCCUUUUCUCAUUUCAUUUUGUCAUAUUAUAUCUAUAAUCUGUUUCAGAGAGUAAAAUAGAUUCCAUUUACUACAGUUUAGAUUUAUACUACAUCCUGUUCUAUUGGUUGAGGAAAAAACUGGCCAUUAGUUUACUUCAGAAUCUUCAAUCUCAAUAAAAGCUAGAAACCGAAUAGAGAAUCGAUCUUAUUAGUGUUACAAGAUGAUAAAUGUCCCCCUUUGAUUCAAUAUUUAUUUUUUCUCUUUCCUCCAGAUAUAUGUCAUAGACAGUACAGACAAGAAGCGGUUUGAAGAAACAGGACUGGUGAGGCCAACUGAAAUAGCUGUUAUACUCUGUUCCAAGUGUUGUCUUGUAAAACGUUAACAUUAACAGUAAGCUUAGCAUAUUAACAGUGGACAUGCAAACCUUUAAGUGCUGACAACACAGAGAUGUAGUCCCCAAGACUCUGUUAGUCUCUGAGUUAGAUAACACUGCUGGUCCUUUGAUCCCUCAGGAGCUAUCAGAGCUGAUUGAUGAGGAGAACCUGAAGGGGGUUCCGGUGCUCAUCUUUGCCAACAAGCAGGACCUGGCCACGGCCUCGCCCGCCAGCGAGAUCGCAGAGGGCCUGAACCUGCACACAUACCGCGACCGGGCGUGGCAGAUCCAGGCCUGCUCAGCUGUCUCUGGAGAGGGUGUACAGGUAGGCCACAACAUCUCUCUCAAAAUAGGACAAAUCAUAUCAGUUUUAUGA